This is a messenger RNA of Anarrhichthys ocellatus (wolf-eel), 2330 nucleotides long. RefSeq names its product potassium inwardly rectifying channel subfamily J member 6 (gene kcnj6). Gene Ontology annotation, biological process: potassium ion import across plasma membrane; regulation of monoatomic ion transmembrane transport. Lineage: Eukaryota; Metazoa; Chordata; Actinopteri; Perciformes; Anarhichadidae. Gene Ontology annotation, molecular function: G-protein activated inward rectifier potassium channel activity. Bases 226 to 1476 code for a protein of 416 amino acids. Gene Ontology annotation, cellular component: plasma membrane. The transcript is spliced from 3 exons. The record is from RefSeq and is a predicted model, not a curated record.
CCAUCUGAGGGGUGGAGGCUGACUGCUCGAUGCCUUUUUCUGUGUUGAGGAUGGAGGAAAGAGGGAAUUAGUGACUAUUCUUCAGUCGGUUUUUGUAGAGAGCGACUUGAUAAUCACAUCCUAUAAACCCGAGCUGGGACAUUUUCUUCAUGGGACCAAACCGGCUUUAAAAAUGACUCGGGGAGUGAAUCUGCUGCGCAAGGCUUGAAUCCACCUAGAAAGCACAUGGAGCAGGAUGUGGAGAGCCCGGCCAUCAUCAAAAAGCCUAAAUUGCCAAAGCAGGCCCGUGAGGACCUGCCUAAACAGCUGUCAGAGAAGGAACGGGCAAAGAGGUUCCAGCGGUACGUCCGGAAAGACGGGAAGUGCAACGUCCGUCACGGUAAUGUUCGAGAGACGUACCGCUAUCUGACAGACAUUUUCACCACGCUGGUAGAUCUCAAAUGGGGGUUAAACCUGUUCAUUUUUGUCCUGGUGUACACCGUGACGUGGCUCUUCUUCGGCUUCAUGUGGUGGCUUAUUGCGUACCUUCGGGGCGACCUGGAGCACUUAUCAGACAACCAGUGGACUCCAUGUGUCAAUAACCUUAAUUCGUUUGUAUCAGCUUUUCUGUUCUCCAUUGAGACAGAGACCACCAUCGGUUAUGGGUACAGAGUCAUCACGGACAAAUGCCCCGAGGGGAUCCUUCUGCUUCUGAUUCAGUCAGUGCUGGGAUCUAUCGUGAAUGCCUUCAUGGUGGGUUGCAUGUUUGUUAAGAUUUCACAGCCCAAGAAGCGGGCUGAGACACUAGUGUUUUCCACCAAAGCGGUCAUCUCAAUGAGAGAUGGACGGCUGUGCCUGAUGUUCAGAGUCGGAGACCUCCGGAACUCGCACAUCGUGGAGGCUUCAAUCAGAGCCAAGCUUAUAAAGUCCAAGCAGACCAAGGAAGGGGAGUUCAUCCCUUUGAACCAGACGGACAUAAAUGUGGGUUACAACACGGGAGAUGACAGGCUCUUCCUGGUGUCGCCACUCAUCAUCUGCCAUGAGAUAAACCAGAACAGCCCCUUCUGGGAGAUCUCGCAAGCCCACCUGACCAGGGACGAUCUGGAGAUUGUUGUGAUUCUAGAGGGGAUGGUGGAGGCCACAGGCAUGACGUGCCAGGCGAGGAGUUCAUACGUCAGCAGUGAGAUCAAGUGGGGCUACCGCUUCACACCGGUCCUGACGCUGGAGGACGGUUUCUACGAGGUGGACUACAACAGCUUCCACGAUAUAUACGAAACCAACACACCCGCCUGCAGUGCCAAAGAGCUUGCUGAUAUGACCAACCGCGCCUGCCUGCCCCUCACCUGGUCACUGGCCAGUAGGCUGAGCCAGCAGGGGCUGCCAGAGUCUGAGCGGGAGGGCAAGGAGACCAAGACCAGCCUGGACAACAAGGUGAAGAGCCAGCCGACCGAGAAGAACGGGGACGUUACCAACAUAGAGAGCGAGUCCAAAGUGUGAUAGUUUAAAGAAAGACGGCAAGUUUGAGGUCCAUAUGAGAUUAUUGUGUGCUGUACAUCUCCCGUUUGGGAUGACCACACGAGGUUAAGGAGCACAGGCGGGAGUUUGACGUACAAAAACGAGGACCAAUGAGCACAGUGGACCAAAUAUCUGCACCAAGAACCGCUUUUUCUCAGUGAUCUCUCAGUUAUCCCCCAAAAAUAAACAAAACACCCAGACUUGUGGCCCACCGCUGAACUGAAAACCCUCUGCGGGAAGUGCAUGUUUCAAAUAUAAUGUGAUGUCCUCCUGAUGAGAUUCCUGUUAUUUUUUUCUAUUAAGAUAUUCCUAGGGGCAUUUGCAUAAGUAUUUUUGUAUAUACUAUAAAAUGUUUUGAAUUCUUUGUUUUAUUUCAGUGUGAAUAAUUGACAGAUGUUUGAUACCAAUUCUUUUAGGUUAGUUCUGUAUUUUCUCUGCCUUACUGUAUGUAUAAAGCUUUCAUUAUUUGGUUUCUCAGAAAUAUAUCAGCAUGUAUCAACAUGAUCUAAUUUAUCUUAUAUUGUAUAUAUACUGUAAUGUUACGAGGAACACUUACGUCUCGAUGGAUGCAAAGACUGACAAUGACAAAUACUUCACAUGAUAAAUGUUUGUUUGAGGUUAGUUACUAUUAUUAUAUUUCCUUUAGAAGCCAUGACUUGCUGUUUGCAGCUGGGUGACUUCAGACAAUGGCCCUUUAAAAACUGCAUUUCGUCACUUUUGCACAUUAGAGGCCUCCAAUGGAGAAGUUUAGUUGCUCUUUCAGUCUCCAGAAAUCCCUCACGUGUCACCUAACAGUAUAAAAAUAAAUAAUAAAUUGCAUAUUAUGCACUUAAUGA